ACAACCCAUAGUAACGGGUACUUCUGUAAUUGCUCUAAAGUAUAAGGACGGUGUAAUGCUAGCCGCCGAUAAUUUAGGUAGACUUGAACUCUUUGAAAGCAUCUUUUUCGUGGAUGUUGAACGUAUUCACCCUGUAGGCGAAUUCACGGUUAUAGGCGCAUCUGGAGAUAUCUCCGAUUUUCAAUAUACCAAACAUGUUUUAGAUAAUUUAAUGGUCGAGGAGUAUUAUGCAAACGAUGGUCAUAUACUCGGGACUCCACAUGUAUACGAAUUUUUAGGUCGAGUCCUCUAUGCCAGGCGAUCUAGAUUUAAUCCCUUGUGGAAUUCUUUUAUUGUCGGAGGAUAUCACAAUGGAGAGGG
Messenger RNA from Acaulospora colombiana, 360 nucleotides. Lineage: Eukaryota; Fungi; Glomeromycota; Glomeromycetes; Diversisporales; Acaulosporaceae. The record is from the annotation of a GenBank genome assembly.